UUUGUUCCCUUCAGUGUACAUGUUUCAUCCCUGAAAGAACGGUUGUAUGCAUAAGAUUCACAAUAUUUUUUCUUAUAAGUUUCUGAAUAGUUAUGAAAUUUAUGGCAGGUUCAGAGAUCUUCAUUAGGAAGAUCCUCAUUUUUCUCAUAUUACUAGAAGUGUGAGAUGCUGAUGAUAUCUGUGUUAUAAUUGCACGCAUAUAUCUCACUCAUGGCUAAAGGUCCCCGCUGUAAGAACAUUGGUGACCAUUUCAUUCCUAUACGUGCUGGAAACAAGUGGCAGAUUAAAUUUGCCAUGAGCACAAAGAAUGCUGGAGGCUAUCAUAAGAAAUUUUUGUACCCUUCCCUGCUGAAGAAUGAACUUCUAGGUGCCAAAAUUGAAGAUGUUAGAGGCCAGUAUGGUGAGAGAAGGGCAUUGGCCCCACUCAAGGGAUCAAAUCUCUUUCAGUACAUCGUACCAAAUAGGAGUGGUGACACAUCAUCACUAGCUUGCUAUUCUUUGUCACCAGUUAGUGCAGAAAGCCAGAAGCUGCUUACAUCUGCAAGAAAAGUAGCACAGAAAAUAUCGCCAAUGCCCUUCAAGGUGAUGGCUGCUCCUGAGCUACAGGAUGACUUCUACUGUAGUCUUGUGGAUUGGUCCUCACAGAAUAUAGUGAGUGUGGGAUUAGAGCGCUGUGUGUAUCUUUGGUCAGCCUGCUCAGGCAAAGUCACAAGGUUGCUUGAUUUAUCUGAAGAUGGCAACUCAGUAACCUCAGUUGCAUUUAAUAAGCAGGGAAAUCUUCUAGCUGUUGGAUCAACAUAUGGUGGUGUGCAGGUCUGGGAUACUGUUGUAAAUAGACAACUUAAAAUGAUGCAAGGCCAUGCAGGAAGAGUGGGUACCCUUGCUUGGAAUGGAAAUAUUCUGUCAUCAGGGAGUCAGGAUACCUUUAUUUUACAACAUGAUAUGAGAAUGCCUAGUCUUGUUGCUGAAAGAAGAUUAGUAGGUCAUCAGGAAGAGGUUUGUGGCUUGAAAUGGUCUCCUGAUAAUAAAUAUCUGGCCUCUGGGGGCGGUGACAACUGCCUGUUUGUUUGGGAUUUGCAUUCCCUCUCACCUCUUCAGAAGUACACCAGGCAUUUGUCAGCAGUGAAAGCUGUUGCAUGGUCCCCACAUCAUCAUGGGAUCUUGGCUAGUGGUGGCGGUGUAGAUGAUCAGUGUCUUCAUUUCUGGAACACACUCACAGGCGAGCUAGUCAAGUGCAUUAACACUGGCUCUCAAAUCACCAAUCUGGCCUGGUCAAAAUUUUCCUCUCCAUUGGUCAGCACCCAUGGCUUCCCAGAUAAUCAUAUAUGUGUGUGGAAUUAUCCCAGCCUAAGACAGCUUACAAAGCUCACCGGGCACUCAUUCAGAGUUCUCCACCUGGCAGUAUCUCCUAAUGGGUAAACAAUUGUAACUGCCGAUGGGGAUGGGACUAUUUGUUUCUGGGUUGUGUUCAGCAAAGCUCAUUCGCAGAAGGAGAAUAGAUCCUGCCUGAAUCUCUUCUUGGGCAUCCGAUGAGGGGCUUGUAGAUGGAACGUUAAUGUGAAGCCAAAUCCUUCAGCUUUUUCUUGUUAUCACACAAUAAAAGAUACUUAUAUUUAUUUUUGUUUAUGUUCUGUUCAUUGUACAUUGAUUUUAUUAAAUUAUUUGUUGUAUUUGAUAAUUUAUAAUGUAUCAUAGACAUUUUGAAGCGUCCACCUUGGAGUGUUAAUAAAUUAUAUUCUCAACUACACAUGACUUGUUAUUUAUUGCAUAAAGAUGUAGGUUAAUUUGUUAAAGCUAUUAAACUAAGGGGAGGCUAGGUAAGGAGAUAUUACUUGGUGUUUUAAUGUGGUAAAUCUUCUGUUAAAUUAGAACUGAGAUUAUGCAAGUAACAUACUAAAAAAAGCUGGUGCAUCAAUGAUAUGUCUGCAGGUAAGUAAUCAAUUUCAGUCAGAUUUCCCUCGGUCAUUGUCUGAAUAGUAUGUUGAAAUAAGACAGAGCUGUUUCCUCAUCUGUCUUCUUUAUAUGAGCAUGCAUUGCUAUAGGUAAUAUGGCCUAGCCUCUGUAGUUGAAUAAUUAUCAAAUCUCUAAAGGGAGUAAAUUCGGCUUGUGUAUGGACUUUCUUCUACAGGUACUCACUGUGUGGGUUGUUGCCUUUCUGCCUCUACCAGUGUAGUGAUAUGAGACCAGAGCUAUAGUGCAGAGUAAAUGUAACUGGUCACUUAAAUUAAUUAAUUUCUCAGAAUUAAUUGUAUCUUUAUAAAAAAACAGGACCCAUAAUGUUUUUCAUCACAUGACACACAACGUUUAUAUUGUGGAGUGGAAAUUGCUGUGUAUGAUAUGGAUUUCUUGUGCUUCAGUAUCUUUUGUUUUCUGUGAUCACACGUCAGUGCAAAUAAAAUAUGAAAUAUGUCAAACUGAGGAUGAAGUUGUCCACCAUGAACUGACUGAAGAUGAUAGUUGCUGAAUCAUGUGUAACUGUGAAGUGUGCAAACUAAGGUUUUGUAAGAUCACAGUUUUAUUUAUUUAUUCGUGUCCCCUCUAUUCUUGCAAGAUUCCCUUUGUAUUUGAUGUGGAUACAGUAUUUACAUUAGAUCAUCCAGUGGUUUCUAUGAAUAUUAUGUGAAGUAUAAAUCCAUUAGAAGUGU
This is a messenger RNA of Cryptotermes secundus, 2645 nucleotides long. Its product is annotated as fizzy-related protein homolog. Gene Ontology annotation, biological process: positive regulation of anaphase-promoting complex-dependent catabolic process; anaphase-promoting complex-dependent catabolic process; positive regulation of ubiquitin protein ligase activity. Gene Ontology annotation, cellular component: anaphase-promoting complex. Lineage: Eukaryota; Metazoa; Arthropoda; Insecta; Blattodea; Kalotermitidae. The record is from RefSeq and is a predicted model, not a curated record. The transcript is spliced from 9 exons. Bases 211 to 1419 code for a protein of 402 amino acids. Gene Ontology annotation, molecular function: protein binding; ubiquitin ligase activator activity; anaphase-promoting complex binding.